Stomoxys calcitrans (stable fly) is the source of this 2088-nucleotide messenger RNA. Its product is annotated as dynein intermediate chain 3, ciliary. The record is from RefSeq and is a predicted model, not a curated record. Gene Ontology annotation, molecular function: dynein heavy chain binding; dynein light chain binding. The transcript is spliced from 2 exons. Gene Ontology annotation, biological process: outer dynein arm assembly; cilium movement. The coding region runs from base 109 to 2019 and encodes 636 amino acids. Gene Ontology annotation, cellular component: outer dynein arm. Lineage: Eukaryota; Metazoa; Arthropoda; Insecta; Diptera; Muscidae.
CCAGCCUUUAAACGUCAUAAAACAAUAUAUUUUCCAUUUAAAUAUCAAGCUUUAACCGGACGAACCAUAACUAAGUUUUCAGUUUCAUAAUUAUAAUACCGUUACACAAUGCAUUCCGAUAAUCAAUAUAUCUAUACCUGGGAACGUAGACGAUUCGGACGCCAAUGUAUGUUCAGCGACCGCAACCAAUUGAUGGCGAGCAUUAAUCCCAGUAGAAAUCAACGCUACAACUAUAUCCUUCGUAAUCCCGUUUAUCAAAGCACUCAAUUGGCUCCACAACAGGCAUUGAGUGAAAUGAAAACUGAAAAUGUCACCUUGGCUGAGCAUGGUUUGUAUCACUAUGAAGGUGGUUGGCCUAAGGAUGUUAAUAUUAACGAUGAAGAGGCCACUUUGAGAUAUCGUAAGAAAAUCGAACGUGAUGACAAUUGGGGUGAACAAGUUUUGGAUCUUAUCUCCAGCGCCGUUGGUGUGACCGAAGAGAACAAUGCCCUUAAUAUUUAUGAGGAUUUCUUUCUUGACUUGCCGUCAGAGUUGGGCGAAGACAUUAAGAGGCGCUUUGAAUCAAGGCAAAAGAAUAUUUUCCACGAUCCUGAAUUGAAUCGCCGACCCAUAUCUGUUAUCGAUUGGACGCCCAAUAAAGUGGGAAGUUUUAUGGUAGUGCACUCUAAUAGUUCACUAAAACGUGGGCACUCUUUAUUGAAAAGUACCAAGAAAGAGAAGCCCAAGCAAGUAUUGAUGGCUCAUCAUUUGGCAAAAAACGAAACCCCCAGAGAUUCUAAUGAUUUUUAUAUAUGGAAUGUGGAGAAUCCUCUCAAACCAUUGAUUGUUUUUAGUAGUGAUGAAAAAGUUCUCAAAACUUUUUAUUGCCGAGCAGAUGAGACUUGGAUUGCAGGUGGCUUGCAGUCGGGCAAAAUUUCUCUAUGGAAUUGUCGACAAGCUGGGCAGCCCAUUGACACUUGUCCCCUGGAAGCAGCUCAUCGAGAGCCAGUCUCAGCAUUAUGCUGGGUGCACUCGAAAACAAAUACGGAAUUCUACACGGGAUCAUAUGAUGGCUCAAUAAAAUAUUGGGAUGGUCGAGAUUUAAAAGCUCCCAAGCAACUGUUUUUGCUUGACCCCGUUAUGAACGAUGAUCAGUUGCGGGAUCGGUCCCAUGGUGUUACAGUUUUAGAAUUUGAAUACACCAUACCAAUACGUUACAUCAUUGGCAGCGACAUGGGAAGCAUUUUCAUAGGCAAUCGCAGAGGAAUGACUCCUAUGACAACAUUUGGGGCUGGAAAUUAUCGUCUAUUUCAUGGACCUAUUCGAACCAUAGAACGUAAUCGUUUCUUGGUGAAGAAUUUUCUAAUAACGGGGGAUUGGUGUGCUAAAAUGUGGACUGAGGAAUGCAAAGGAUCGCCUUCAACAUUUUCGUUUAAGAAAAAAUAUCAGAUAUUAUGUGGCACUUGGAGUACAAGACGCUGCUCUCUAUUUGUAACUGGCGAUAGCGAAGGUGAAUUGGAUUUUUGGGAUUUAUUACUGCAUCAGAGAAAGCCAAUUUUUUCCCUGAAAUUCCCGGUUUCGAUUUUAUAUGCUAAAUUUCGUCCAGAUGGAGAGUAUUUGGCAGUUUGUUUGGCCAAUGGGGAUACACAAAUACUAGAAUUGGAUCCUGCUAUGAAACGCAGCGCUGGCCAAGAUAAGGCAUUGAUUGUGGCGAUGUUUGACCGCGAACAACUGCGAUGUAAGCUCUUGGAUCGUCGUGUUGAAAUUUUAAAACUAAAACAUCGCGUCAUUGAAGACGAACUAGAAAUCAAUACUUUUCAUGAGGAACAACCAACCAUACAAGCAACGCUAGAUCCCAAUUAUCCAGAUGACUAUAUACAAAUCAUCACUGCCGACAUUGAAUUUCGGAAUGUUCUCAAUAAUUUUCAUGAUCAAGUUUUCAAGGUGAACAGGAAACGUCAAGUUCGUGACUUUGUUAUACAAACAACAAAUUUUGAAACUGAACAAAUAAACAAACAAAUAAUGGAAAUUACAUUUUAAAAUAACUCUAUAUCGGGUAGUUAAACUUUAUUUAAAAUAAAAAAAUAAAUUUGUUAUGUUUAGAAAAUA